Messenger RNA from Labrus bergylta (ballan wrasse), 2747 nucleotides. RefSeq names its product proline-serine-threonine phosphatase-interacting protein 1. Gene Ontology annotation, molecular function: actin filament binding. Lineage: Eukaryota; Metazoa; Chordata; Actinopteri; Labriformes; Labridae. Gene Ontology annotation, cellular component: cytoplasm; plasma membrane; actin filament. The record is from RefSeq and is a predicted model, not a curated record. Gene Ontology annotation, biological process: actin filament polymerization.
CAAAAUGACUCACUGAAGUUUGGGCCACUCACAGUUUUACACACAGUUUAUUUGACUGAGUGUCCCCAUGAUCUUCUACAACUUGAUUAUAAUCCUUGAAAAGAUAAGUUCAUCCUGAGGAAAGCAACUUUGUUCAGUCCAAGGAAGUCACCGCUGUGAUGGCACCACUGAUGUUUAAAGAUGCCUUCUGGGGCGCGGACUUCACGUGUCAUACCGGUUAUGAAGCUCUGAUCCAGAGGUUACAAGAUGGAAGACAAAUGGGCAAAGAUGUGGAGGAGCUUCUAAAAAUGAGGGCUCUCGCAGAGGAGAAGUAUGGGAAAGAACUGGUGAUUAUUGCUCGUAAAGCAGGGGGACACACAGAGAUCAGCACCUUGAGAGCAUCCUUUGAACAAUUAAAAACACAAAUCGAGAACAUCGGGAACUUCCACAUCCACUUGUCUAAUAUAUUGAAAGAGGAGGUGAAAAAGAUCGAGACAUUCAGAGAACGGCAGAAAGAGCAAAGGAAGAAGUUCCAAAGCAUCAUGGAGAAGGUUCAGAAGAAAAAGGUGACAUGGUACAAGAAGACUAUGGAGUCUAAGAAAAACUACGAGCUGAGAUGCAGGGAGGCGGAUGAGGCUGAGCAGGGGGCUGAGAAAGCAACUGUCACAUCCAAAAACGCAGACAAGGUACGUCACAGGGCAAAGCAGUACAGACAGACAGCAAAUGAAGCAGAGAAGCUGUACUCUAACAACGUUGAGCAGCUCGAAAGCAUUCGCCAAGACUGGGAGGAAACACACAGAAGCACUUGUGAGGUGUUCCAGCAACUUGAGGGAGAUCGCAUCAGCAUGCUCAGGUAUUCUCUCUGGGACCAAUGCAAUCAUUUCUCCAUGCAGUGUGUCAAAGACGACGAGUUUCACGAGGAAGUGAGGAAGCUGCUGGAACAGUGCGACAUCACAACAGACAACAACUGUUUCAUAGAGAUGAAGGGCACAGGGUCCAGGCCUCCAGAGCCCAUAGUGUUCGAGAACUACUACAAGAGAGACAUAUCCAGGGACAGCAAUGGCCAAGUUCAUUUUGAAGAAAGAGGAGGCGACACGAUGAGGUUCUCAGAAGGCCUGCUGGCAAGUUCUGGGACGAUCAGUGUCGACAGUCUUGAAAAUGCAUCACCAACAGUGACAUCCAUUGGUGAAGUGGAGAGCUCAGAUGAUGGAUAUGCACCUCUGCCAGGCCUCCAGCGUGCAGCACCACUGGACACUGAGCAAGCUGACGGAGACAUUUAUGUUGCACUAUAUGAAUACGCAGCACGGGAGGGGGACGAGCUGUCUGUCAGUACAGGAGACAUGGUGCGAGUGUUGGAACAAGGAGAAGACGGCUGGUGGACAGUGGAGAGGAAUGGGCUCAGUGGACUGGUGCCAGGAAAUUACCUACGCAAAAUCUGAACAUACAGACAUAAACAAACAACAAGUCAAAUAACACCACACCAAAAGAAUAUUCAUAUGCAUAAGGGGGGGGGGGGGCAUUAAGUAAUGUUGACUGGUCACAAACUGCCAGACUUCAAGACUCGUUACUUUUUCCACCAAAGUGAACCAGGGGCUGGUGUUAGUGCUGUGAGGAGCUGGUUCAACUUGCCAACCGUCUCAGAACCAGCUUGCUUUUCUUAAUACACUGAAUACGUCUCUGAUUUCCUGGCAGCACUUGCGCGCCAUCUAGGCCUCUGGGACUGGAACCUGUUACAUGAUGCACGUUGUUUUGUUAACUAAAUCUAAAGCCGUAGAAUUGAAUACAUAAGACCAUAAUGUACUCAAUUUUAAAUGCUGCCGUUAUCCAGUCUCUUUUUUUUUCAUUCUAAUUUUAUGAAUACAAUUGCUAUUUCUAGUCUACUAAUGUAUUUUCUCUUUAAAUGGCAAGGUACAAUGUAAUUGGCAAUGAGAAUUUCACAUUUUUCAAACAACACCAUGGAGCCUGCCUCUGUUAGCUGCUGAGCCAUAGCAGUGGUGUCCUGAGGAUUAGCAACCAGAAAGCAUUGCAUUGACAGAGAGAGAGAAAGAGAGAGAGAGAGAGAGAGAGAGAGAGAGAGAGAGAGAGAGAGAGAAACAAAGCACAGUGAGUGAACUGCUACACACUUUUUUGUUUUGGAGAGAAAUUUGGUGCUACAAUGCAAUGUAAAAGUGAAGUUAGCAAACACAACUCAAACGCAGCUAACUGCUACAGUGUGAGCAGAUUAGGCUAAGCAACUGAGUAGUGAUCUGUGUUGUGAAGUAUCUCAUCUCCCUGCUGUAUCCAGUUUUCAUUUUACCAAACCAAACAAACAAACUGUGACUAUUUGAAGGUGGCAUGUUUAUGAUUGGUCAAAUCAACAAGGACUCACCGUACUAAAAAUGUUUCAGUUGCAACUGCUUACUGCAGAACAACUAGUGUUAACGUAUAGUGUAAGCCAAAAUGAAAACUCAUCUGAACUCUGACCAUCACGUUAAUGACAGUUACGUUAAUGAAUUCCUCUCCAAUUGACAAUCACAUGUUGCCGUAGGCCAAAUGUGAUGUUAUACAUCUUAAAUAGCCAUGAUGUGACCUGCUCUUGACCAGCAGCUUCAGCACGGUAUGAACCAGUCCCAUGACUGUUCAUUAUAUUUAAAUUAUACGCUGUGUAAAUAUGUAGUGCAGUAGUGUAAUAUGUCUGUGGUCCAUAAGUUAUUUUCUGUGAACUCAGGUAGUCUACCAGCAACUGGACUGUAUUAACCAUGCUAAUAAAAUAUCAAUCAAACAGUCAA